CAGUCGUCUGAGAAAAAGGCUAUCACAUCAAUUAUUGGAUCAGUAUCUUUGCAACAAUAAUGUGGCGUUUAAUAUUUGUUGCCUCGUUGGCGGUUUACUGCAAUUGCAAGGCUGAACAUUCAGUCUUAGCCGACGAUCAAAAAUCUAAUCUUCCAUUCGAAGAAGAGCAUCAAGAGAAUAUGGAAUUAUGGUCGAGAAAGACGCUUGUUUCGGAAUCGAAUUCGAUAGCAUUGCAAGAAAAAAUCCUCAAGGCAGCCUCUAACAUCGGCAAGGCACCAAACAUUGAUGAACUGAUAACGAGAAUGGAAACAUUUUCCCGAAAAUUUCCUUCUGAAUUGCUGAAGGACAAAUCACUCGGGCCCAUGUCGUCCAAAUUCAAAAAAAGUUACGACGUACUACUAAAGCAAACCAGACCGAUCCUUCGUACGGCCAGAAACUUGGAGGAAAUGGGUAAAAAGAAGAGUAAGAAACAGUGGCAUGCAUUUGCGGCAAAGUUAAUGACUCUGAAUAAACAUAUCGAAAGGUUCACUAAAUCCGUGAAUGAUGAAUCCAAGAAACAACGAAAUAGAAAUUUAAAGAUCAUGAACAACAAUCGAAAUGAUGUGACGAUUGUGGAAAAUGCCAAACGAUUCAUUAACAUUGCUGACUCAUUCUCUGCAUGCAUUCAGUGGAUACAAUCAAUUCCAAGCACCAUAAAUUGCUUCAUUUUCGGAAAUUGCGAAGCAAAUAACGAAAACGAGGAAGAUUAUGACGAAGGGAACGGCGAUGAUGAUGGUAGCGACGAUGAUGAUGGUGACGACGAUGAUGAUGGUGAUGACGAUGAUAAUGGUGAUGACGAUGAAGAUGCGUCACCAGAAUCCUCUGAUGAAUAAAUUUUAAUGCAUAUUAAGAAAGGACGCUGAAGGUUUUGCAGCUGGAGUAAAUAGCAUGUACAGUAUGUACUUAAGAAAUGUUCAGCGACUAUAUCAUUUGAUCAAUUAAAAUUACAAUUCACGCCGUAAGUGCGGUCGAAAUUCA
Messenger RNA from Bradysia coprophila, 1017 nucleotides. RefSeq lists its product as uncharacterized. NCBI's taxonomy places the organism in Eukaryota, Metazoa, Arthropoda, Insecta, Diptera, Sciaridae. The record is from RefSeq and is a predicted model, not a curated record.